Messenger RNA from Mya arenaria, 3282 nucleotides. RefSeq lists its product as uncharacterized. The transcript has 8 exons. Gene Ontology annotation, cellular component: mitochondrial outer membrane. NCBI's taxonomy places the organism in Eukaryota, Metazoa, Mollusca, Bivalvia, Myida, Myidae. The coding region runs from base 151 to 2217 and encodes 688 amino acids. Gene Ontology annotation, biological process: mitochondrial protein catabolic process; mitophagy by internal vacuole formation. The record is from RefSeq and is a predicted model, not a curated record.
UUCAAUAAACUUAAGUCGAAGUACUAGCUGAAGGGCAAAGAGAAAGUUGAACGGUCUGAAUGAUGUCUAAGUGAUAUCUUAAUGAAAAUGUAAAGGGUAACAUUCUUUUUUGACAUUUUAUAAUCGCCAAAACUACUGUCUAAGAUUAAAAUGGGAAAUACAAGUUCAUUACCAGAAGGCCGAACCGGUAAAGAUCAAAGGGAAUUAGUGCCAUUGGAUACCAUAAUAAAAGAAGUUGAUGAAGUUUCGAGUACGUUUCUAGUUAUUACUCAAGGUAUGCAACAGAAUCAGCAACAAGGCACAGAAACCAGUAAUGAAGCCGCUAAAGAACUACUUGAGGAAUUGUUGAGAAAUGCAUUUGAAAAACUGAAAUGCUACUUCAAAUCACAUGAUGAAUAUCCGUCGUUGUCGACUACGGAUGCCAAAGGUACUGAUCUCUUAGACGCAGUAUGUACAAUGAGAAAAGAAGGACAAAAGGACUUGAUGAACAGCAUUGCUGUUUUUAAGGACGGAAUAAGAAAACAACAAGAAGCGCAAACAGUCGUUGAAGGCAAAAAAAGCAUAACUAAAAGCUUAAGAGGUCAGGUUGUUGCAGGCGAAAACCAACCUGAUAGCAGGGAUCCUAUGACAGCAUUGUCAAAACACAACAGCAAAAGUUACCAAGAAACAAUGUCUGAGGAGAAGAAAGAUCAAGUCGAAAAGGAAACCGUAACUGUCAGAGCAGAACCAGAUAUUCGUGCUGUAUCAGAGGCGAGUACUAAGCGUCAAUUCAAAGAUAAAUUUGGCAAUAACGUAGAAAUAGCUGAUUUGGUAAACAGCAAAAAGGGGGCCGACAGCGGAUCAGAUAGAGACGAGUCUGCAAAUCACUCCUUCAGUGAUGAUACCCAAGUCAAUCAAACAUUUAUUAAAAAAAGUUUCAAAGGCACAAUGCAGGGUCCAUCCCUUUAUCACCAAGACACAAAUAGCACUGGCAAUAAUUCAGUAAAACAUAUCACUGGUGAACCUAACGUAGCAGCUGAAAGUAUCCAUGGAACGGAAACAGAUGAAGAUGAAAAUAAAGGGCAGUGCCAGACUGGUGACAUACCCACUUCAUCAUUGACAACAAACACUGAAGACUGGACGCAUGUAGAUGCUGGUGAAUGUGAUACAACGCAAACAAUAUCCCCGACGACAAUAGAACCUACAAAGGAAAUUGAACGUUUACAGGGGGAGAUACAAUUGCUAAAGGGUGAAGUUGAGGCUUUGAAAAAGGAAACCACAAUACAUUUGGAGCGGAUUCAGGAAAUUAACAGUCACUCGGCAAACGAAAUCGCUAAUCGUAAUACGGACAUACAAACAAAGCAAAGGGAAAUUCUGAGUCUCAAAGAUGAAAACGGAAAACUUUUGUUGAGAUUGAGUAAACUCGCUGGAGAAAAACUGACAAAGGACAAUCCAAACAUAACGGACCUUAGCGAUCUGAACCGUCCCACGAAACUUGGAGAGAUAUUCAGCGAGUUGUAUGAUAAUGAAUGGACAGAUGCUUUUGAGGGCCUUACUCAAGCCGGAUACCUGGAGGUGGAGGCUAUCAGAGCCUUGAACAUUACAUUAAAGAAUGUGUACAAAUUUUGUGCGAAGAAUGCAGCUGAUAUGAUAAAGACGACUGAACAUGUUGCUGUGAAACUCUUUGAGGAAUGCAAUAAGUCUCAGAUAAGCGUACGGCAGUCAAUGGCGAUUCCAGUGACCACAAACGAUGAAAGUAAACAGUUUUACCGCAGUAUGCUUGAGGAACAAUUCAUAGAGAGAUAUUGGAAGCCUAAACAAUCUUCUGCAAGUGUUAAUACCGGGGUACCACAAACAUCCAAUAGAGAAACGGCGGUAGUAAAGCCGGCAAAGAUGGAGAGUGAACUGGUGAAGUUACGGAAGGAAGUCUCCUUGUCCAUGGUCCCAGUUGUGCAACAGGCUUACUUACGGGGAAAAUGGGAUGAAACAUGCAUAGAACCACUGAAGCCUUACAUCAAGAAAUGUUUGUUCCUGUGCUGGAUGAUGGUCGUUCAAAGUCCUCCGAUGGUUUUCGACAAGAACACCGCAGAGGGCACGCGGUUUGAGAGCGCAUUAUACAAGCAGUACACAAAAUCUGGAGAAGUAUUGGAGUUUAUGGUCUGGCCUGCGCUUCUUCUGCAUGAGAACGGUCCUAUAGUUUGCAAAGGUGUUGCGCAACCGAAAAAGGCAAAGGAAUAGUCGCUAAGAUCAUAUUGAGAUAAGCGUUUGUCUGAACUGUGAAUUUCUUAUUGUUAUUCUUUUAUUAUAAAUAUGCAUAUAUUAACAUUGUUUUUCGAGUCGGUAAAAUACUUGUUGAACCUUUUAGCUUGAUAAGGUCAUUGAAAUAGUUUCUACAAAAAGAGACUUAGCAUCAAAUGACAUGUGUAUAUCAAAUGUCACUAUGGGCUGGCAAUGUUGAAAAAAAGUAUUUUCGUGCCAUAUUUUUUAAUUUCUUUGCUUUAAGUAUUUUUUUCUUUUUGUCUUUAUUUAACCAUAUUCUUUUGAUUUUUGGAGUGUUAUGCACCUUGUUUUUUCUUGUUGUUGCUUUUUUUGUAUGGAGAAACAGAAUGUCGAUAAUGUUGAGUGAUUUAUUAAAACUGCUCCAUGCCUUUUCAAAACCUGUAUCACGAAUUAUGAAGCUUCAAGCAGUAUCGUUCAAUGUAUGAUAUUGAUGCCUUAUUAUUAUUUUCUCUUUUAGUUAAAAAGGGUAGUUUGUUACGAGUAAAACAUCCUAAUUUACCCGACGCGUGUUGUCAAUUGAUCAGGAGUUGGAUUAUAUUCCGUCGAUGGUUAAUAGAACACAAUCCAGUGGAUUUUAUGUGCAUCUCUACUUAUUAACAUUCAACAAGACUAAUGACAAGGUAGAACGGUACUCCUGUUCGCGUCGUUCUAUGUAUAUGCAUUUUGUUUUCAUGUUACAUGUUUAUGGCGUUAUAUAAAGUUUCUUACACUUUUUUAGUCUGGGUCUAUAUCUUUUUUGUGUGAAAUCAAUGAUAUAUAAAUAUGUGUGAAAUCAAUGAUAUGUAUGGGUGAAAUCAAUUAUAUAUAUAUAUAUAUAUAUAUGUGAAAUCAAUAAUAUAUGUGCUAAAUCAAUGAUAUAUGUGUGUCAAAUCAAUGAUAAUUAUAAAUGUAUGAAAUCAAUUAUAUAUAUGUAUCUUUAUCAGAAUAUUAUAAUCGACUCAUUGUUUACUUUUAAGCUUUUGUUAGGUACUAAUAGCAGUUACUAGUAAUAGUCAGAAUGCACUUUCUUAAUAAAUAUAAUCA